AUGGGCUUGUGUGGGAAGCUUUUGCAAAUCAUAGUCGGUGGAGUGAUCAUAUUUGCAAUUGUUGCAGCAGCAUCUCCGACGUCCAAGCCUGGAGGAGCCAAAAUAUUAAAGGGGCACCACUCUUUGAUUUCCGACAAGGCUGCUCUGUUGGCAUUCAAAAAAACCAUAACACUCGAUCCAAACCCCACCCUUGCUAACUGGGACGAGGCUGUUGAUGUUUGCAACUUCACGUGUGUGACAUGCAACAAACAACACCACCGUGUAGUACAACUCCAACUGAGUGGCACUCAACUUGUAGGCCUGCUUUCACCCUCCAUUUCUAAUCUCACUGGCCUUCGUAAACUGGUGCUCGUCGACAAUUACUUGUUCGGAAGUAUUCCCCCCGAGUUUUCAUCCCUUCGACAUCUCCGACAUCUCCGGCUCGAGGGAAACAAUCUACGUGGCUCAAUACCACACUCCUUAGCCCUUCUUUCCAAACUUACUUUGUUACAUAUUAAGCGAAACAACAUAAGCGGUACACUUCCACCUACCUUAUUCUCCAACUGUACUUUGUUAGACAACAUUGACUUCUCCGAAAACUUUCUGACAGGCAAAAUUCCAGACGAGAUUGGAAACUGUCCAUCGCUUUGGAGUGUCAAUCUGUACAAUAACCAAUUUACUGGACAACUUCCUUUGUCUUUAACUAAUGCUUCACUUUACAACCUUGAUGUGGAGUACAAUCAUUUUUCUGGUGACCUGCCUUCAGAGUUUGUAAGGAAGCAGCCUGACCUUCUAUAUCUCCAAUUAUCAUAUAAUUGGAUGAAAAGUCAUGAUGACAACACCAAUCUUGAUCCAUUCUUCACUGCCCUUAGAAACUGCACUGAUCUAGGGGAGCUUGAACUUGCCGGCAUGGGCCUCGGGGGGCAAUUGCCGAUUUCCGCCGGCCAACUUCCUGUCAACCUAUUUGUUAUUGGCCUACAGGAAAACCUUAUCUUCGGAUCAAUUCCUCCAAAUUUAGGCAAACUUUCCAACCUUGUAAUUCUCAACUUGACAUCCAAUCUUUUAAAUGGAACCAUACCUGAAGAGAUGAGUAACUUGUCAAGUUUGGAACAGCUUUUCUUGUCACACAACUUUUUCCCUGGCUCAAUUUCUUCAGCAUUAGGCAAGAUUCGUCAUCUGGGUCUGCUAGACCUAUCCCACAACAAAUUCUCUGGUGAAAUCCCAGCAAGUUUAGGAAAUUUGGUUCUACUAAAUUAUCUGUUUCUCAACAACAACCUUCUGUCAGGAACAAUACCUCCAACUUUGGCAAAGUGCACAGAGCUGUCCAAGCUUGAUUUAUCAUAUAAUAGAUUGACAGGAAGAAUCCCUACAGAGUUUUCAGGUCUGGGUGAGAUCAGAAUUUUUAUAAAUCUUUCCCACAAUCAUCUUGAAGGGCCUCUGCCAAUCGAGCUUAGCAAGCUGGAAAUGGUGCAAGAGAUCGAUCUCUCUUCCAACAAACUUAAAGGAACUAUUUUUCCUCAGAUAUCCAGCUGCAUUGCGCUGAGGACGACGUUAAAUCUCUCAGACAACUCCCUCGAAGGGCAUCUUCCAGAAUCAAUGGGGGAACUGCUAAACCUCGAAGUCCUUGACGUUUCAGGAAACAACUUAUCUGGGAAGAUUCCAGUAAGCCUCAGCAAAAUUCAGACACUCGCCUAUCUAAAUCUUUCCUUCAACAACUUUGAAGGGUCGAUUCCCACUGGUGGCAUCUUCGAUUCGGUAACAAAUAUGUCCUUCUUGGAGAAUCGCCGACUCGACAGGACAGUAUUAGGCAGAGUUGCUGGCAUUCCAAUUUGCCAUCGAAAGAGACGUUGGCUUCAUUCACGUGUGUUUUUGAUUAUAUUCUUCUUGGGAAUGUUCAUAUCAGUAAUCUUAUCAACAAUAUGUUGUGUGAUUGGGUUCCGGCGCUUUAGAGUAAUGAUUCUCUCUCGGAAGACUGAACCAGUCGGCAACCAAAAUACCCCAGAACUAAUGUACAAUUUCCCAAGAAUCACCCAUAAAGAAUUAUCAGAUGCAACGGCAGGAUUUGAUGAGUGGAGUCUGAUUGGGUCGAGCAGCCAUGGACGUGUCUACGUCGGAGUUCUUCCAGACGGAAGAGCCAUUGCAGUCAAGGUAUUAAAUGUGCAAUCUGGAAACUCAACAAAGAGUUUUACCAGAGAAUGCCAAGUCUUGAAGAGGAUCCGUCACAGGAACCUGAUAAGGAUUAUAACAGUAUGCAGUCAACCUGAUUUUAAGGCUCUGGUUCUUCCAUAUAUGGCUAAUGGCAGCUUGGAUAGCUGUCUGUAUACGGGUUCAGAUUUGAGUCUUAUCCAGAGGGUGAACAUUUGCAGUGACAUAGCUGAAGGGAUGGCCUAUCUGCAUCAUCACUCCCCUGUCAGAGUCAUUCACUGUGAUCUUAAGCCAAGCAAUGUUCUUCUCAACGAUGACAUGACAGCUCUAGUUUCUGAUUUUGGGAUAUCAAAGUUGGUUAUGACUGCUGAAGGGGGAAAUGGUGGAGCUGUUGAAAUGGGAAACUCUAGUACUUCGAAUAUGUUAUAUGGAUCUAUUGGUUACAUCGCACCAGACAACAUGUUUGAUGGUGGGCUAAGCCUGCACAAAUGGGUGAAGAGUCAUUUCCAUGGAAGGGUGGAAAGAGUGGUAGAUCCUUCUUUGGUGGAAGCUUUAAAGGAUCUAUCCCCCGAAGUAAAGAAAAUGAAGGAAGUUGCUAUUGGAGAGUUAAUUGAGUUGGGUAUUCUUUGCACACAGGAGUCCUUAUCAACUCGGCCUACAAUGCUUGAUGCAGCCGACGACCUGGAUCGGCUCAAGAGAUACCUUACUGGGGACACUACAGCAACAUUCGCCUCUUCUCUUGGAAUUUCAUCUUCCACUUUCGACGAUGACUAA
This is a messenger RNA of Corylus avellana, 2898 nucleotides long. The record is from RefSeq and is a predicted model, not a curated record. Lineage: Eukaryota; Viridiplantae; Streptophyta; Magnoliopsida; Fagales; Betulaceae.